Molecule: messenger RNA, 1943 nt
Organism: Stomoxys calcitrans (stable fly)
Lineage: Eukaryota; Metazoa; Arthropoda; Insecta; Diptera; Muscidae
Product: kelch-like protein diablo
Exons: 3
Coding region: 91-1800 (569 amino acids)
Molecular function (GO): protein binding
Source: RefSeq, a predicted model, not a curated record
AUUGAAAAGUAAUUCAAUUGCAAAAGGCCAUUUGACAGGAAGAGGAGUUUUAUCAACAAACAAAUAAAUGUUUGCCAAAAAAUUACAAAAAUGGAUAAUUCCGAGACCAUAACGAAGAAAACCAACAACAGUGUGGAUUUAACCAAACAGGAACAAAUGAAACCGCGCUCUUUCAUACGGGGUACCAGUGGCCACUUGCUUCAACAAUUGAAUGAGUUUAGAAAAAGGGAGCAGUUUACCGAUGUAGUGCUACUGGGCAAUGAUGGCACCCGCAUUUCGGCUCAUCGCAAUAUUUUGGCUGCUGCCAGUCCUUAUUUUAUGGCCAUGUUUAGCGGCCACUUUCCCGAGAGUGAACAGGCUGAAAUUUAUUUACCCGAAAUCGAUACUCUAUGUCUGCAAUUGGUUGUGGAAUUCAUCUACACUGGCCUGGUGGACAUCAACGAUGACUAUGUGCAACAAUUAAUGCAGACAGCUUCAUUUCUGCAACUGGACCACUUAUCGGAUAUGUGUGGAGAGCAUAUGGGGGAAUUGUUGGAUCCAGAAAACUGUUUGGGUUUCAAGCACUUUGCCGAGAAGCAGAACAAUCAGAUAUUGCUGGAAAUGUCUAAGGAUUUUAUAAUAACGCAUUUUCAAGAUGUGGUGCAAUGUGAGGAGUUCUACGAGAUGUCCUAUGAGGAGUUGGUUCCCAUACUCAGCAAUAAUGAACUAUUCAUGCACUCCGACGACACCAUUCUACAGGGCAUAGUGCGUUGGGCCGAAUAUCAACCCGAAGAUCGUCUACCAUAUCUAUCACAACUCCUGCGUUUCAUACAUCCCAUGUGCGUUUCGGCGGAUAUGACACGUUCACUGACCACCCUACAAAAACAAAACGAUUGCUCACAAUGGCUCAGUGAGGUGCAACACUAUGAGGGCAGCUCGGAAUGGCGUAUCUUUCUGGUGGACAAAAUGGGCAGAAAUCCAGAGACUUGCCGCUAUGAUCUGAAAACGGGGACAAUGUUGACUUUAAAGCCUCCACCCAGGCCAGCAUUUGCCAUAAGCCUGGCGGCCUAUAAAAAUAUUCUCUACAUUCAGGGCGGCAGUAUAGGCAGGAGUACCAAUAAUUGCUAUUAUUACAACAUCUAUCGCGAUCAAUGGCAUGAUUUGGCCCCUUUGCAGGUGAAACGUUCCCAUCAUCGUUCGCUGAUAGUCAACGACUGUUUAUAUGCCAUAGGUGGCAAUUCUUCAAAUGGCAUUACCAAUUCGGUGGAAUAUCUCAAUUUGGCCACCAAUAAAUCGGAUUUCUGCAAACCCAUGUUAGUGCAUCGCAGCUCCAUGGGUGCAGUGGUGCAUGGUGAGUGCAUGUAUGUCAUGGGUGGCGAGGAGGAGAUACGCAGCUACAAUUGCCUGGAACGUUAUGAUCCCCGAGAGAAUUCUUGGCAUUUUCUAGCCCCCAUGAAUGAUGUCAAGGGCUAUUGCUCAAGCGCUGUACUGGGGGACUACAUCUAUUGCUGUGAGGGCCUGGGCAUGUGCAUGGAACGUUAUGACAUGCGAGCCAAUAGAUGGGAGGUCCUGGAUUUUGGUGAAGAGCGUGAAUUUUAUGAAAUCUUCACCGUAGACAAUCAACUGUAUUCGACAUGUGGCGAUUUUAUAGCCCACUAUGAGAUGGAUACAAACAAAUGGGUUGUGGUCCAUAGAUUUCCCUUUCUGCGUGAUUGGGACUAUGCUGUGGCAAUGAACAUGGUCAAUUAUGGUCUUGAAGAGGAGCAGGAGGAAAAUGCCAAAGACGAGGAUGCCGAUGAGGCAGACAUGAAGGACAAGUGACAAUAAUUAUAUAGCAACGAAAUGUUUGUUUUUCUUUUGUUGUAGUUUAAAUUUUCAGAAAUGUUAGUGAAAUUAUUGUGGGUCUCUUUUUUUUCCAAAAAAAAUAUAAUUAUAAUAAUAAUGGUUAAAUAGUAACAAAAAAA